Molecule: messenger RNA, 1692 nt
Organism: Xiphophorus maculatus (southern platyfish)
Lineage: Eukaryota; Metazoa; Chordata; Actinopteri; Cyprinodontiformes; Poeciliidae
Exons: 7
Coding region: 695-1570 (291 amino acids)
Source: RefSeq, a predicted model, not a curated record
AGCAUACAAUGAAAUUAAAAGGUAUAUUCUAGAGUUAUGUAGUUGUCCAACCUCAUAGCCUUCCACUAGGUGGCUGUAUGUACAUCCGAAGUUGCUUGCAAUCCAUUAAUAAUGAUAAGAAGAAGUUAGGGUUGGCCCUAAUCUUAUUUUUAAUUUAAAAAAUUAAAAAUAAAAAUACGGAUGGAUUUGCUCAUAUGAUUAUAUGAAAAUCUGUGUUUGUACCAUAUGAAAAUGUUUAAUAUUUGUAUUAGUAGUAAUAAUAAUAAAUUACGGAUUGCACCCGACAAAACAUUAGAGAAGAAGAAGAAGAAGAAGCUUACGUCAUUCGACGCGACACUUUCCACGGUCGGAGCUGGUGAGUAGCCCCUGAAUCUGUCAAAUAAAAAUGUAGUAAAAAACCUCAAAAGACCGAAAGUCUACAUUUAUAAAUCUGCUGAUGGUAGUUCUAUGAGUUAAUGUUAGCGAGUAUGUGGCACAGCAUGUGUUUGUACAGAUUUAGACACGUUUUUAACCCUAUUUGGUAGAAGAAAAAGCUAGCUAAAGUAGCCUCUUAAAAGCCAGUCACAUUCAAAUGUAGCUGUCCUUCAUACCUUUAAUAACAAUGUGCUAAAAUUUUGUUUUUUUUAUUAUUAUUUUAUGCUUCUCGGUGUUACAGUAUUUCUGUCUUCUUUCUGUUCUCUCCCACUUUAGAACCAUGCCUAAAUAUAAGAGCAGUGUCCGUUGUAAGACCAAAAAAAUAAAAGUAACUCGGAAAACCAUCGGUGCUCGGGCGAAAUAUUCCUACAUUCCCUCACAUGCAGGCUCAUCUGACACCAACACUGUUUUUCCCUCAUCAAAUGAUAUUUGUACUGAAAACUCAAAGGAAGAAGGGACCGCGUAUACCAGGGCAAAAAGGAAGGAGCUGAGCCUAUGGGAUACACUAAAAGAUCAGGUCUUGGAAGAGUCCUAUAAGUCCUCCGCUCCUUUCUCUGACAUGUGCUCUGUGUGCAAGAAACCUGGAGUAUACCGCUGUCUGGAAUGCAGCAGAAGCAGUGUUUUUUGCAAGGAUUGUGUCUACACAGUACCCAUAAAUUCUUUGCACCUCCCUGAAAAGUGGAAUAAAACCUGCUAUGAGGCUGCUUUCCAGCAGUUGGUGUUGCAUUUAAGUGGGGAUCACAGCACCCAUGUUGUUUACUCCAGAGAUGUAAAGACUUUUGUCAACACAGGUCAUCUCAUUAAUUGCACAGUUUCUUUUUGUAAAUGCGAACCUGAGGUCUGCACUCUUCUGAAGUAUGGCCUUUGGCCUGCUUCACCGGAGAAGCCACAGGCUGCUUUUUCAAUGGCUCUUCUUGAGCUAUUUGUCCAUCUUUCUUUGGAGUGCCAGGUCUCUGUAGAGGGAUUCAUCAACACCUUACGGUGGAAAAACAAUCUUACUGUUAUGGAGGUUAAUAUGCUGUACAGACCCCUAGUAGGAGAGUCUAUUUCCCAGUUUCGCCAUUAUCACUUCCGACGAAGAGAUUGUUCCAAGAUGGAAGAGGAACUAUGUGAUGAAGCUGACCGAAAUCAACCAGCUCAGAUCCGGAUCACAUAAACAGGAGUCACUCAUUGAAGAUGAAUAACAGCUGGACAGGGAUCUUCGAAUAAUUGAGAGACACCAUGGUGUAAAACGAAGGUGGCUCCCUUCGGAUGACAUUUUCCAGAGAACACUGAGAG